AUGUUCAAGCGAGACCUCGAAAUUAUCGACGACCUAAGACGAGAUGCUGUCAACGUUCGGGAACCUCAUACCAGCGGCAUCGCCAAGCUCAUGAAGUAUGCGGCACAGCUGGUUUGGAUAGGCGGCAAAUUCCCCAUCGAUAUUGGUGCCGAAUUCUCGUGGUAUCCCGCCCUGGGAUACAACACGGAGCAACCGCUGGUACGCAACAACCUCAAGUUCGAGUUGCUCAACAUCCUUUACAAUCUGGCGUCUCUAUACUCGCAGCUGGCGUAUCACACACACAGCGGAAACGGGACCAACGCCGACGCUCUCAAGACGGCCGCAAACUACUUCUCGCUGGCGGCCGGUGUGCUCACCCACAUGCAGACGACGGUGCUUCCAGAACUGCGCAUGUCGGAUCCGCCUGAAGAUAUGGACGCAUGCACUCUCGGAUCUUUGACCAACCUCAUGUUGGCUCAGAGCCAGGAAUGCUUCUGGCAAAAGGCUGUCACGGACGGUUACAAGGACGCGUCCAUUGCUAAGCUGGCUACGCGCGUCUCGGAUCUUUACCACCUCGCUGGAGAGUCGGCCACUAAGAGCCACGCCGUCAGUACUGCCUGGAUACACCACGUCACCGCCAAGCACCACCGCUUCGCUGCCGCCGCCCAGUACCGCGCCGCCUGCAGCUGCCUUGAGAGGGGCAAGUUUGGCGAGGAGGUUGCCAGGCUCAGGGAUGCUCUCGAUUGUAUCAACGAGGGCCUCAAGGAGGCCAAGAUCAAGGGAAUCGGCAUCGCCCAGAACAAGAUUGUCCUCGACGAUCUCACUGGUCUUAAGCGAAAGGUUGAAGAGGAUCUCAAACGUGCUGAGAAGGACAAUGACAUCAUCUACCUUAAUUAUGUCCCGCCUAAGUCUGAACUCCAAAUCCUCGAACGUGCCAAUAUGGCUAUUGCACGGACGCCCCCCGAGGUCGCUGACCCCUAUAAGUUCCUCGGUGACAAGGCCGAGUUAGGGCCAGCUUUAUUCUCGCGACUUGUGCCCUUCUCUGUUCACGUCGCCAUAUCCAUAUAUGAGGAGAGGAGGGACCGCAUGGUGAACCAGCAAAUCAUCCAGCAGCUGGAAACGCUUACCGAGAGGAUUCACACACUGUUCGAAUCGCUGGGACUGCCUGGAUCACUGCAGGCUAUUGAGAAGCCGAUCGGACUGCCACAGUCUCUGGUUCAACAUGCCGAGGACAUUAGACAGGCAGACGCUAUUCAGCGGGUGCGGAGAAGCUUUGUAGACAUUGACAAGCUGAGAGCAGUUGACGUGGCCAUAUUUGAAGAAGGCAAAAUGGCUCUGGCGUCCGAGGAGGAGGAAGACCAGCGAUUAAGGACAAAGUAUGGGACGGACCGGUGGAUGCGACCAGACUCGCAGAGUGACGUGCAGGGUGUCGAGCUUCGAGGCGUCGCGGCAGAAAUCGAGGGCUACCUGGGUAGCAGUAUGAGCAGCGACGGCGUCGUCAGAGAUAAGUUUGCUAGCAUCGAGGACUUGUUGCGGGUGCUUUCAGGCUCGGAUCGUAGUCUGAUGGACUACGUACCCUCGUCGCGGCGCACCGAGACGUCGGACGAGGUCAAGGAGGCCGUGGCUAAGUUGCGGAGCGCCUACAGUGACGUGCUACGGCUUGAGAGCCGACGACGCAAGAAGAUUGAGACAUUGCGGGACAAUGUGCGCCGUGACGAUAUCAAGCCCGACAUGCUCAAGGAGGCUGCCAGACUUGAGCGCACAUACCCGACAACACCUCUCGUACCAGCUCACUUUGAAGAUCUCUUCGACAAGCGCCUUGACAAGCUGUACGAGCCUGAGAUGCAGGCCCUGUCCAGGGAAGAGGAGGAACAGGAAAAAGCCCUGGACGCCGUCGAGCGUGCCAACCGCGAAUUCGAGACGGCCAAGUCACGCCGGAACACCAGCCAGAGUUCCAGAGAACGAGAGUCAGCCCUGCAGCGCCUCGACACGGCCUACUUUAAGUACAAGGACGUUGUUAAUAACCUAGAGGUUGCCCGCAAGUUUUAUAAUGACCUUAAUAAGAUUGUCGGCCAGGGGUUUCGCGAUCGGGUAAAGCAGUGGGUUGCCAGUCGUCACAUGGAGGCCCGUUCCCUCGAACAAGAGAUCAGCAUGCCGCCACUGGCGAACCUCAACAUAAACAGCCACGUGCCCUCGCUGUCGUCGCAGACCCUGGCCCCCCAGCAACAUCAGCAGUCCCCCCAAUAUGGCACGCCCCAGCCUGAGGCCUCUAACAUUCAAUCCUGGGGCGGGCCGGGUGCGGCGGGGCCAGCCCCUGACCACGUCCAGCAGCCAAGGCCUAUGCAGCCGCAGACAUGGAAGCCUAACAUGGGGAUCCGUUUCUCCGGCACAGGACCUAUGUCCACGGCGAAUGCUGCUGUUCCCGAUCAGGCACAGCAGCAGCAGCCAUCGCAACAGCCGAAUCUACAGGGGCAACAGCCGGCCACUUGGAAUCCCAGUUCAGGCCUACGUUUUGGCUAG
This is a messenger RNA of Geosmithia morbida, 2499 nucleotides long. RefSeq names its product programmed cell death 6-interacting protein. The record is from RefSeq and is a predicted model, not a curated record. Gene Ontology annotation, cellular component: endosome. Bases 1 to 2499 code for a protein of 832 amino acids. Lineage: Eukaryota; Fungi; Ascomycota; Sordariomycetes; Hypocreales; Bionectriaceae. Gene Ontology annotation, molecular function: protein binding. The transcript has 4 exons.